AUGGCGGCCCCCUCUCACACUGUCACCGUCAUGGCGGCCCCUUCUCACACUGCCACCGUCAUGGCGGCCACUUCUCACACUGUCACCGUCAUGGCGGCCCCUUCUCACACUGUCACCGUCAUGGCGGCCCCUUCUCACACUGCCACCGUCAUGGCGGCCCCUUCUCACACUGUCACCGUCAUUGCGGCCCCCUCUCACAUUGCCACCGUCAUGGCGGCCCAAUCUCACAUUGUCACCGUAAUGGCGGCCCCUUCUCACAUUGUCACCGUCAUGGCGGCCCCUUCUCAAACUGUCACCGUCAUGGCGGCCCCCUCUCACAUUGCCACCGUCAUUGCGGCCCCAUCUCACAUUGUCACCGUCAUGGCGGCCCAAUCUCACAUUGUCACCGUCAUGGCGGCCCCAUCUCACAUUGUCACCGUCAUGGCGGCCCCUUCUCAAACUGUCACCGUCAUUGCGGCCCCCUCUCACAUUGCCACCGUCAUUGCGGCCCCCUCUCACAUUGCCACCAUCAUUGCGGCCCCAUCUCACAUUGUCACCGUCAUGGCGGCCCCUUCUCACAUUGUCACCGUCAUGGCGGCCCCUUCUCACUCUGUCACCGUCAUUGUGGCCCCGUCUCAUAUUGUCACCGUCAUGGCGGCCCCAUCUCACAUUGUCACCGUCAUGGCGGCCCCUGCUCACACUGUCAGCAGAAUGUUACCUUUGAUAGAACUUUGA
Molecule: messenger RNA, 714 nt
Organism: Haliotis rufescens (red abalone)
Lineage: Eukaryota; Metazoa; Mollusca; Gastropoda; Lepetellida; Haliotidae
Exons: 1
Coding region: 1-714 (237 amino acids)
Source: RefSeq, a predicted model, not a curated record